This is a messenger RNA of Phymastichus coffea, 3956 nucleotides long. RefSeq names its product probable serine/threonine-protein kinase nek3. The coding region runs from base 192 to 3413 and encodes 1073 amino acids. The transcript is spliced from 6 exons. The record is from RefSeq and is a predicted model, not a curated record. NCBI's taxonomy places the organism in Eukaryota, Metazoa, Arthropoda, Insecta, Hymenoptera, Eulophidae.
UGCACGCCGGUAUAUCGAGUCGGCGAGUUGUCGCGCUUGUGUUUCCAUAACCGCUUGACGGCCACAUAAACUCGCACUUGUUCGUCGGCUGCCUGAUUCUCGUUUUAAGAACGUUCGCAUUUCUUCACCUACGCGAAAGAGAAAAAGCUGUACUCUGCUGCUGCAACGAGAAGCCGAACAAUUAGCCAAGGAUGUCGCCGAGGAGGACGAGACGAGGUACUAUAAGACAGAGUGUCAUGGAGACAUCCAUAGAUAGCAGUUUGAAAAAUACCUCAAAGAUCACAAAGAAAAGUCACCGUGCAAACAAAAGUCAUGCUAAAGUUUCAGAAGAUGAAAGUGAGAAUCUUAUGGAAGUAUACAGCUCACAGGAAAGUGUUGCAUCUACAAGCAUCCUCAAUCAAACUUCAUCAAAAGUAAAGAAAACAAGAAGAGGUGUAAAAGCAUCUGAGUCUCAAGACAUUUCUUUGUCUGUGACCAUUGAGGAACCAAAAAAAAAUGCUAAGACUCCAAGGGCUAAAAGGCAAAUUACAAGAAGCAAAUCACAAACUAAAGAAUCUCAAACACUUUUGAGUAAGAAAGAAUCUGAUAAUGUAAAGCUUGAAAAGCGAGUGUCUUACAAUUUAAUAAGCGAUAAUGAAGAAAGUUCUGGAGUAUCAUUGAGAAAAAUAGCAAAAUCAUCUAAGGGAGCCAAUACACCAGAGGAGUCACCUGAAAGAGGAUCUUUAAAAAAUAUUUCUUCUGACAAAAAUGUCACACCAAAAACUAGUCCUGCAUUGAAUGUUUCAUUUACCCCACAUCGUUCUAAGAAAACUCCAAGAAAAUCUCCUGUUAAUUUAGGAUCUCCUAAAACACGCUCACCAAAUCCAGUCAAGUUUUUGAUAAAACCAAGAAAAUUGUCCAUAGUAGAUUCGCCUACCUCUUCAGAAAAUUCAUUACAUCAAAAUAACUCUUUGAAUGAUGGGAAUGAAUCUAUACAAAAUACUAAUAAGAGUAGUAUGAAUUCAAAAUCUAAAUUAAAUGUUAUAUCUAGUAAGAAGAAAACUAUUUCACCAUUUAAACCAAGACCAACAUUUUCUAAAUCUCCAAAAAUUGUUCUGAAAACUCCAAAGGCUAAAUCAAAAAAAUCUGCUCUUUCAAAACAGAAAAAGUCUUCAGUAAAGUCAGAUAAAGCCUCAAAAUCGCUCAAAUCAACUAUAGACGAAUCUCUAUCAGUAACUGAUAAUACCUCAGGGUUAAUUAAUUUCAACGAGACUAUCACUGUAUCGCCAUCAAAAUCUUUAAACAAAUCUGCUAAUACUUCUGUAAGUCCAGGAAAAUCUCCAAAAAUGACAUCACCAGCUAAAUCUAAACUUGAGUUGUUAUCAUCUAGUCUAACAAGUGUACCUAAAAUUAUUUUGUCAUCGGUAUCUAUGAAAACAAAACCAAAAACUAAAUUUGCCUGUAUCCCUAAAGGCACACCAAAAAUUGUUUUAACGAAGAAAUCCCCAGUAAAGUCAACGAAGAAAACUUCACCUAUGAAAUCUAAAAGUAGCUCUCCUUCAAAAGUUGAAAAAUUUCCAUCAAAAUCUGAAAAUACUUCAGUUGCUGCAUCUCAAGAAUUAUCUAAAGUUCCUUCAUCAAUUGAAAUUAGUUUAAAAAGUACACCAGCAAAACUUGCAUCACCAACAAAAUUUGAAAAAUCAUUAUUGAUAUCCAAAUCUAAGAAAUCACCAACCAAAUCUGUUCGAUCCUCACUAAACACGAGUUCUAAAAAAAUGCAGAACACUUCUUUGUCAAACUCUAAGAUGCCUAAAAUUGUUCUAAAAAAGAAAUCACCACAGAAAUCCUUAAAAUCAGCAACACCAGCAAGUGCAAAAAAAACUCUAAAAGUAACUUCUGCUUCUAAAAGUAUUCCAGUUUCAAAUGUCAACAAAGUUCCAUCAAAACAGCAAUCCAGAACAUCAAGUCCUACCAAAAAUACAUCGAAAAAUACAACUAUGAGUCCAAAGGUAGUCAUGAGUAAAUUGUCCUCACCAGAAUUAAAAAAUAAUAACUUGAGGGCCAAAGAAAAUCAGCCGAGUGUAACCCUGGUGCCAGUAGAUCAUGAAACUCAUAAAUUGAGAGUUUCUUCAGGUAGAAGCCCAAAAUCGCCAAAAAUAGAAGAAAAUAAAAAAUCAAGUCCUGUCAAAUCUGCCAGAUAUACCAAAAGUAUGACUAGGUCUAUUGCUGCAAGUACUGAUUCCAAGGCCGGUACACCAACUGGUAUUUUAGGUAAUAAAUUUUUUAAUUUGAAACCAAAAAAUACAUCAACACCAAGAGAGAGGAGUAAGGUAACUAAGUCUCCUCUUGGAAAAUCGAAAAUCAUCAAAAGAUUAAACCAGUCUACAAUUAAAGGAAAUCAACCAUUUCUUGAGGAUGAAUCUGAGCCAUCUCUAGACAACAGUUCUCUAAUCCGCAUGAGUGACGUUUUUGAUAUAGACACUCCUCGAAAAAAUAAUACAUUUGACAAAAAUUCCAGCAAUACUAAGUCACCAAAAUCUUUAAAGAAAUUGGAUAAGAACGAUACAUUUGAAACUGGCAAGUCUCCUAAAAAUACCUCACAAAGGAGCAACAGGAGUGGUACAUUUGAAGUAAGUAAAUCUUCUUCCUCUGGUAAAAAUAAAUCCAAGAUAAAUGACACUUAUGAAAUAAAUGAACCAAAAACACCUGGUCUUAAGAGAACAAUAAAAGAUGCUGAAUUAGAUUUAAAUGCCGAAUCAUCGGCUAAAAAGAGUCGUAAGGUCAACUUUACCAGUCCUGCUAGAGAAAGUGUACGAGCAUCCAGCAUAAAUAGAAUAGGAACGCCUGCUCAUCCGAGAAAAACUCCGAUAACAGUUGGCAAAACAAAGACUUCACUUUUCUCUUCCGUUAGAAGUAGAAUUAGUUCGUUGGUACUGGCCAAUAAAACACCUGCAAGUACCCCUUUGAACAAAAGAAGCUCUAUAACCGAUUCUAACAAAUCUAAGAGCAAUUAUGCUGCUCAACUUGCUUCAGUUAAUCGUCUCAGUCGAUCGAAAAACGUCACAGAUUCACAUAAGAAAAUAGUAACUAAAACUCCAGUUAGUAGAAAAAUUCCUAAUUUUGCUGAAAUCCAUCAAAAGAAUUUUGCAAAAAUGGAGUCUUUGGUGGAUUUAAAAAAGCGGGUUGAAAAAAGGCACAUAAUUUUAAAUGCAGGAAGUGCCAAAAAAGUAGCGACAGAGUCCACUAAUGGUGCAUACAACAGAUUUGGAUUCAAAGUGAGGAAGAAUGAAGCUGUUAAUUUGGUUUCUAAAAAGCAAACUGCAAGUGCUGAUUCUAGGCAACAGAAGCGAGAAAAUGCGAGAAGUACUUUGCAAGGAGUGCGUAUGAAUAGGCGAUUUGAACUGCAAAUGAAAGCUCGCAUUAAGACCUCGUAACUAAGAUAUAAGUUUCUUUUUUAAUUUAUCGAAUGAUAAGAUAAGCAUGUAAAUACAAAUAUCUAUUUACAAUCACCAUUGUACUUCUAAAACUAUUUCAAAUAAUGACUUUUGUAUGGGGAUAUUACCGGUUUGAGGUAACCUUUUUUUUUUCAAAAACAAUUUAAUUGUGCUGAUAACCUUAUAAACAACAAUAUCUUAAUUUUUUAUUCGAAAGACAAAUCAAAAGUUGUGCGUAACUAUGAAAUUUAAUGAGUAAUGAAACGAAAUUGAAUUUUUUUUUUAACAUUUAAAGAUAUUAUUUGAUAAUUAUUAUGACGUAGCACGGUUAAACAGAAAAUUUUCUUACGAAAAAAUUGUAAUAAAGUUACGCACUAGUCCUAUAGGUGUAAUGAAUGUUAUUUUUAUUUUAAAUAUGUUUACUUUUAAUUGUAUCAUAUAGGAGAGCACGUGCUAUUUACACAAUUCAUUCUGAGUUUGUCACCUAAUCAACAAUCAUCAAUGUACUAAAACAUAGUUAAGUGAUAGCAAUAAAAAGAUAUU